GCGGGCGCCUCCGGAGCCACAGCAGCAGCAGCAAAGAGAGGAGAGGCGGCAGGGAGGGAGGGAGCCACUUGGCCAGGGCCCCUCGGCAGCAGGAGAGUCUCCCAAGAGGGGAAGGAGGAGCAGGAGGAAGGGGAGAGGCGGAGGAGGAAAGGGAUGCUCUUCUGAGGCGGCGCCCCCCCCCCCCCAGCCCUUGGAGGGCAGGAGGAGAGAGGGGCUGCUGAGGGAAGAGGAGGAAGAAGAGGAGGAGAAAGAGAAGGAGGAGGAAGAAGAGGAAAAGGAGGAGGAAGAAGAAGAAGAGGAGGAGGAGGAAGAGGCGGCGGCGGAGGCGUCCCUUGCCCCCCGGCUGUUGGUCUUCUUUCGGAGCUGGCUGUCGGAGGCGGGAGAGAAGCCCAAGCCCCGUCAGAUAUUUCUGUAGAUAACUGCUGCAAAACAAGCUGUUAUACAACAAGUCCUCCUAAGUGGUGUGAUAAAAGAUGAAGCUUUCCAAAGAGUUCUUCCAUCUCAGAUUUUGCAUUUUAAAGGAAACUGUUUAAAACUCAAAGGAAUAUAUUCUCUGACCUACCUAUUUUUUAUUUUUAUUUUUUUAAAAAAUGAAAUCCAAGGAUGAUGGACUUAUUUUGCUUUUUGUUUAUUUUCACUCAAUACAGUAAAAUCCCAUUAUCUUCAUUUUGUUCAAUGGGGAAUACCUGAGUUAGCACUGUAGGUUUUUUGUUAUUAACCUCUUCCCCAACUAUUGAUCCAAUUUUUAUGCAUAACACAUCUCUUGAAAGCUACCAUAUUUGGUUAAGUAGUCACCUAUUUAUUUUUUAAAAAACAACAACGUAUAACUUUCAACAGCUUGUAAGAAGAUUAUACAAGAAUGUUUGAUUGUGGAAAAUGACUCAAGUUCAUUUGAGUUUUCUGCCUGACUGCUGUAAAUGCCUCCUUACACCAGUGCUAUAAUGGUACUAAUAUGAGGCAUUGCAUUCAUUGUUGUAUAGCAUUGUUACCAAAUGACUUGCAUAAACAGUGUUUCAGGUGUGAGGGACCAAGUCACAAUAUCCAGAAACAUCCUCUAUGCAGAGGAGAAAAUAAAGUUCUGUUGCACGUGGAUAGCAAACAGAUGAACUUGCUUGCGGUUUUGGAAGUAAGGACUGUUCACAGUGAGAGCUGGGCUGGUCUGUUUUGCUUGAAGAAAGGAAAGCUAUGCAGCUUAAUGUUUGGAUUAUUAAUAAUGAUGCUAGUGAUGGCAUCAUAUAUACUGACGGGAGCUAAAGGUGGCAUCUUACUGAUACAGCCAGUGCUCCAUUAUGGAACUUUUACCAGCAGUUCAAAUGUAAUGGACAAUGAGAGCCUUGGUGACAUGAAAGACCAUUACCACAUGUCUAAAAUGAAUAUUUCAUAUGCAAAGGAUUAUCCAAGCAUUAAAAUAAUUAUUGAUACUAUUAAUUCAAACAUUGAAUUCAUAACCAGACAACUUCCAGAUGUGGAAGAUCUGAAGAAACAAGAAAUGCAUAUGUUCUCAGUAAUUCCUAACAAGUUUCUUCCAAACAGCAAGAAUCCUUGCUGGUAUGAAGAAUAUCAAGGAAACACUACCAGAAAUCCUUAUGCUACAAACUCCUAUGCGUUAUAUUCCAAGCGUUUUCGGACAAUAUUUGAUUACCUUAGGAAGGUAUUCUGGAAUCAUUUGUAUCAUUACAAGGACAAGCACUAUCGGCUUCGCUGCCUUCCCCAUUUUUACAUCAUAGGCCAGCCAAAGUGUGGAACAACAGAUCUUUAUGACAGGCUCAGGUUACAUCCUGAUGUGAGAUUUUCAGCAAUUAAAGAACCCCACUGGUGGACAAGGAAACGGUUUGGGAUCAUUCGUCUGAGGGAUGGAUUUCAUGACCGUUACCCAGUGGAAGAUUACCUGGAUCUUUUUGACUUGGCUGCUCAUCAGAUUCAGAAUGUGCUUCAGGGAGACAAUGGGAAUGACAAAAUGAGCAACAUCAUCAUUGGAGAGGCAAGCGCUUCAACAAUGUGGGACAACAAUGCUUGGAUUUUCUUCUAUGAGAACAGUACAGAGGGGGAACCUCCAUUUUUAAUUCAAGACUUUAUCCAUGCCUUCCAGCCAAAUGCAAAACUGAUUGUCAUGCUUAGGGAUCCUGUUGAAAGAUUGUAUUCUGAUUAUCUCUACUUUGCAAGUGCUAACAAAUCAGUUGAAGACUUCCAUGAAAAAGUAGCAGAAUCUCUGCAGCUCUUUGAAAAUUGCCUCAAUGAUUAUUCUCUGAGAUCCUGUGUAUACAACAACACCCUUAACAAUGCCAUGCCAGUAAGGCUCCAGGUUGGUCUGUAUGUCGUUUUUCUUCUGGACUGGCUGACAGUUUUUAAUAAAGAUCAAAUACUAGUUCUACGCUUGGAGGAUCAUGCAUCCAAUGUUAAGUUUACUAUGCACAUGGUGUUCCAGUUUCUGGAUUUAGGUGCCCUAACUGAAAAACAAGAAGCUGUAAUUACCAAGAGUCCAGCAUCAAACACUAGAAGGCCUGAGGAUCGCAAUCUAGGUCCUAUGUUACCUCUCACAAAAGAAAUUCUACGAGAUUUCUAUCAGCCUUUCAACACAAAACUGGCUCAAGUUCUUUCUGAUGAAGCUUUUUUAUGGAAAAAACCAUAACCACAGUUUCAGUGCCAGAUAUACAAUGCUUAGAGAAAAUUUUAUUUUUUUAAAAUCCUGUUUAAAGGUGCAAUUAAUUACCUAUUCUGAGGUCGAGAGGUCUAUUGCUGUAAACAUAUGUCAAAGAAACUAUAGAAGAACAUAAAAUGCCGUAAUUGUCAAUUUCCUUUGCAACUUUCUCUCUCUCUGCAAAGGAACAGCACACAGAUAGCUUUGGUAUGAAGCAAUCUUACAUCCUCUGGUUUAUGGAUUUGAAAUAUAAUUUGCAAGCUAUUACAGUACAGAAAUUAGCACUAGCCACCUAAAAUGCACAUUCAUUUUCAUUUUUAAGCUAUGUCUUGCAUUCAAAACAGCUUUUUAACCAUUAAAAUGUAAUUGAUUUUAA
This is a messenger RNA of Sceloporus undulatus (fence lizard), 3014 nucleotides long. It is a transcript of the gene CHST15, whose product is annotated as carbohydrate sulfotransferase 15. Bases 953 to 2629 code for a protein of 558 amino acids. The record is from RefSeq and is a predicted model, not a curated record. Gene Ontology annotation, molecular function: N-acetylgalactosamine 4-sulfate 6-O-sulfotransferase activity. NCBI's taxonomy places the organism in Eukaryota, Metazoa, Chordata, Lepidosauria, Squamata, Phrynosomatidae. The transcript has 9 exons. Gene Ontology annotation, biological process: hexose biosynthetic process.